Messenger RNA from Monopterus albus (swamp eel), 4153 nucleotides. RefSeq names its product solute carrier family 4 member 1 adaptor protein (gene slc4a1ap). The transcript is spliced from 14 exons. NCBI's taxonomy places the organism in Eukaryota, Metazoa, Chordata, Actinopteri, Synbranchiformes, Synbranchidae. The record is from RefSeq and is a predicted model, not a curated record. Gene Ontology annotation, molecular function: protein binding. The coding region runs from base 12 to 2459 and encodes 815 amino acids.
UUAUUUCCUUUAUGCGUGGAAGACCCGGGCAAAUUUUACAGUCGUACCAAAUAAACAUGGCCGCCUCUUCGUCAACAGACGUGAGCGUGAAAACUAUGGCUGAAGAAAUUAGCUUUGCAGUGGAAACUGAUCAGUGUUCGGGGACCAACAAUGGAGGGGAAACCGAGAAGAAAGACUUACCCAAAAAUGAACCAGAAACAGAGGACCCCUUCAAGAAACCCGCUCUUUUCGCAGCGCCUUCCAUUCCCUGCAAACGCGGUACCGUCACUGCUCUGUCCAAAACAACAGCAGUUGAAACAAGAACAGUGAAAGAUGAUUUUGUGGACACUACCAGCGGCACUUCCUCGGAUGCUGAUAAUGAAAACAAACCCUCGGAAAAAAUGCAACAAUAUGACAAAAAAGGUAACAAAGACAAUGACGCGGCCCUUGUCAAAAUUGUGCCAGACGCGAAACCCAGGGUGCUUCCUGCCAAAGGGUCCCCAGCUGGUAAAUUCCCCCCUCUCCCGUACACAGAACCGCCCUGGGGUGGUAGCGCUCCAGAUGUCCCCUAUGCGCUUGAAAUCCUUAAAAACGGCACCAUAGUGGACAAGGUACUACUCGCUCACAAAAGUUACUUCGUGGUUGGACGUUUGCCUGUGUGUGACGUCUCUCUAGAGCACCCGUCCAUCUCCAGGUAUCACGCAGUAAUUCAGUACCGUGGUCAGGCCGAAGAGGGGCAGUCGGUUGGAGAGAAGAGAGGCUUCUACCUCCAUGAUUUGGGCAGCACGCACGGCACCCUGGUAAACAAGAACAAGAUUCCCCCGAAGAGCUACAUCCGAAUCCGCGUGGGACAUGUCUUAAAGUUUGGAGGGAGCACGAGGCUUUUUAUCCUGCAGGGUCCAGAGUUCGACAAGGAAGAGGAGUCUGAGCUAACAGUGACUGAGCUGAGGGAGCGAAUGUGUAAACAGAAGGCCAUCCUAGAGAGGAGGAUGAUGGGAGAUAGUUCUGAUGAUGAGAAGGAGGGGGUUGGGGAAGCUGGAAGCAGAGUUUCAAAUGAAGACUUGGGCUGUUCAUGGGGAAUGGCUGAGGAGGCUGUUCCAGAGGAAGACGAGAACGAGGAAAACCCUUUCUCCACAGAGUUCCAUGAGGACCAGGAAGCUGCUUACCUGAAAGACCCAAAGAAGGCUUUGCAGGGCUUUUAUGACAGAGAAGGGGAGGAGCUGGAGUUUGAGUAUGAAGACAAAAGCCAUGGCACUUGGCUCUGCAGAAUAAAGCUGCCAGUGGACAAUGCCAUGGGCCAGCAGCUGGUCGCUGAGGUGACUCACAUGGGAAAGAAGAAAGAAGCAGCCAUCCAGUGCUGCCUGGAGGCCUGUCGAAUGUUGGAAGCCAGAGGGUUGCUGCGCCAGGAAGCAGUGUCCCGUAAGCGCAAGAAGAAGAACUGGGAGGAUGAGGACUACUACGACAGUGAUGAUGACACGUUCUUGGAUCGAACUGGCACAGUGGAGAGGAAGAGGCAGGAGCGAAUGAAAAAAGCUGGGAAAACUGAGGAGCGGCCUGAGACCUACGACUCACUGGUGGCCAAGCUAUCAGAAGUGGAGAAGGAGCUGGCAGACACCCAGAAGAAGCUCAGUGCUGUUCAGGGAGAUUCUUCUGGCUCUUCCACUGAGGACCCCCUGGAUGCCUUUAUGACAGCAGUGAGAAGUCAGGCAGCGAUAGACGCUGUGGAACGCAGGAAGCUUCAUGUUCAUGUGGCCGACUUGAGCAAAGAUGUUCAGAGGCUCCGCAAACUUCUGGAACUUACCCGGCCUGCACAGAUGCCUCCACUGUUACAGAGCUCAGAGCCAGAGAAGCCCAAGAAGGCCUUACCACUGUUUGGAGCCAUUAAGGGAGGAAGCAAAUUCAAACUGAAGACUGGCACUAUUGGGAAGUUGCCUCCUAAGCGGCCCAGCUUGCCCGCAGAGCUCUUCAACAUGAAAGAACUUCCACCUGGUGGAGAAGAGGAGGAGGAAGAAGAAGAAGAGAAGGAGGCAGAGAAAAAGGAGGAUUGUGAUGAUAAACAGUGUGCAAGAAUAGCUGAGUCUAAUGCUGAAUCUGCGGAGCCCAGUACAUCCAUGUCUGAAGAGAGCACUCCCUUGGGGCAGCCAGCAGAGCAACCAGUACAGUGUCAUAAGUUGAAAGAGCAAAGCCACACACAGAGCGGAAGUGAAGAGUCUGAAGCAGUGGAGCUGUUACCUCAGCACAGGAGCAACAAGGCUCUAGGACCAUCCCGUCCAGAGUCCAGGGCAGAAGGAGAGGGAAAAGCAGCAACAGAGUCCAGGCCCAGAAAGAAUGUGAAGCAAAGGGUGAUGGGCCCCAGCAAGCCUCCGGUGCAGCUGUCAGCACAGUAUCCAGAGGAUGACCCAGAUUAUUCCAUGUGGGUGCCUCCUACAGGUCAGACUGGAGAUGGACGCACACAUCUAAACGACAAGUACGGUUACUGAGGGAAAACAAGAGCUCCACGGUGUCCACUCCACCAGCUUUUAUACUGCAGAUAGUACCUGCAACACAAAGCCUCCAGUCUGGUUAGCUCUGACCAUUAACCCCCUCAACCCAUCGCAGUCUGUAUGUGGGAUUCAUCUUAGAAGAGCCUAGAACAGACCAGGGAAUUACAGUGAUAAUGCUACACCUUUCAUUCAUCUCUUGAGAAUAUUUGCAUUCUCAGACUGUGGAAAAACACUAUUAAACAGGCAUGCUUAGGGAAAUGUCCCCUCAGAGCAGACACUGGGCAGUCAGCCUGCUGGCACUUCUCACCCGUAACAGUAAUAGAGAUGGAUGGCACCUGAAUUUUGUCUUUUUGAUUUGUCUUAUAUCACCCAAGCAGAAAAGAGAAAGGGACAGAGCAGGACAGGUAUCUGAUCAGAGUCCAGCUUUCUGGUAUUUGGCUGCAUCCUCUUAGUUAAAUCCACCUGACAUCUAAUCUGCGUGCCUCCCCUGCGUGGCUUCAGCCGAUCGUUGGCAUAACCUUUUCUUUUUUCCAAAGGAGAGCAUGUAGCAGGGAGGGAGAAAGAGGGAGAGCAUUGAAGCAGCUUUUCUGACCAUCUGGACACUUGGAUGGCUUAUUGGAUGAAACACAAGCUGAUAAUGACUCAAGCUAAGUGGAGUGUGUGUCUGUGUCUACACUGGCACACGCACACACACAUAGCCCAACCUUCUCAAAGUUCUCUUUAUAACAAGAUUGUCUUUAUGAGCGAGUCAGCUGUUGGUGUGUGCUUGCCUGGAGCAGGAUUCCUUGCUUUGUGAAAUCCCACUCAGUGCUGUUCUCUUGGUUUACUGCCACACUCUCCAUCUUUCCUGUUGUCUUUUCACAAAACACAAAGUAAAGAAAGUGUAUUUUGUUAUCAGAAUGUAUAAUAAAAUUGAAUGUGCUCUAAGUUUUUUACUAAACACUGGCCCGAUUAUAGCCCAGUAUAUCCCUAGAUUUUCCAGCUAUCCAUCACUACUUCACACCCAACACAGCUUUGACGUCAGCCUUUCUUUUCCUCUCUUUCAAGCCCUCUCGCAAACGCAAAGAGGCUUGUGGUUUUGGCUGCGGAUUGUUGCUGUGAUCUACUACGCACAGAUGGAAACCACUCUUCCCUGUCUUAAACACACGAGAGGUCCUCUGUCCCCCCCACCUUGCAGAGCCUUCUCAUAGUCUGCAGGUGAUGCUGCACUUAGUCACUCAGAUAAAGGGCAAAGUGUUGAACAGAGCUACUUGGCAUACUAAGUCAGUUUUCAGGAGUAAAUACUGUAGGUCCAUUCUCGUCACCCUGGCAAGUCUGGGCUAAAUGGAAUUUUGUCCAUUUGAUUUAUGUGCAAGGUUAGUGAACAGUCCCCUAUUUAUGCAUCCAGGAGAUACACAGCAACAUUCAUGCUGAAUUAGAGAAUGGAUCGGGCUAUGCAUUUACAUCCGAACCCAACCUGUGGCCAGGAGUAUGGCAUCUGUACCUGUCCCAGACCUAACAAAUGCAUAAAAAAAAAGCUAUGUUUUGUUGUGUCGAGGUAAACUGCACACUUGGGAGAUUAAUCUCUCUGUGCGUGUAAUAAUUGGAUGCAUUGUCAAUAUAAAAACACUGAUAGUGCAGUUUUAAAAGUUCACUACUAACAUGUCUGGGAGAGAUCCAUGCAUCUAUUGUUAAAUAAGCAACUACUGAGC